Umbelopsis ramanniana AG is the source of this 1921-nucleotide messenger RNA. RefSeq lists its product as uncharacterized. The record is from RefSeq and is a predicted model, not a curated record. Gene Ontology annotation, cellular component: cytosolic small ribosomal subunit. Gene Ontology annotation, biological process: translational initiation. Gene Ontology annotation, molecular function: ribosome binding; mRNA binding; tRNA binding. Lineage: Eukaryota; Fungi; Mucoromycota; Umbelopsidomycetes; Umbelopsidales; Umbelopsidaceae. The transcript has 9 exons. Bases 64 to 1776 code for a protein of 570 amino acids.
UGGGUGACCCAAGCCGCUUUUUUCUCGUUUCCUGCUCUCCCUCGCCUCAGAUCAUUCCUCCUCAUGACUGCAGCAAUCCCUCAAUUUGCCUAUCGCUCGCUCAAGGAGCUGGCUGUGUGGAAUGGAUACCCAGACUUCAAGCCACUAGACGGAUUUGACAAGCCUGCAGGAUCGGCUAGAACCUUUGCCUACAGUAAACAUGGACAUAAGUUUGCCUAUGUGACGAACGAAAGCGUCAAAGUGUUCGAUGCGGCUACAGAUGUGCAGAUCAGCGAGGUGACGAGGAUGAAUGUCAUUGAUGUUUGGUUCUCUCCUAAAGGCACUUACUUUGCCACUUGGGAGCGACCGACUAAACUUGAAGACGGCUCAGGUAGCAACAACCUUAUCAUCUGGGAAUCCGAUACUGGUGCACAACUUGCAGCCUUCUCUCAAAAAGCAUAUAGCAACUCAAACAUUCAAUGGACAGAAGAUGAACAGUACUGCGCUCGAAUGGUGACAGGAGAAGUUCAUUUCUGGGAGAGCAAAAAUGUUGGACAGGCUGUGUGGGCAAAGCUCAAGCUUGAGGGUAUUUCUCAAUUCUCUCUUAGCCCUGGAAGAUCCCCUGCUGUUGCUGUGUUCAUUCCUGAACGCAAAGGCGCACCAGCCAUUGUCCGCAUGUAUGGAUUGCCCAACUUCAAAUCAGCCUUGUCUAACAAGACUUUCUAUAAGGCCGAUAAAAUUCAGAUGUAUUGGAACGAUCUCGGCACCAAUUUGCUAGUUUUGACUCAGACUGAAGUCGACAAGACUGGCAAGUCGUAUUAUGGAGAGACAAACUUGUACUAUCUGGCUGUUGCUGGCAACUUUGAUUGCCGAGUAGUGCUUGACAAAGAGGGCCCCAUUCACGAUGUUACCUGGGGGCCAGACUCAAAGGAGUUUGUUGUCGUCUAUGGAUCUAUGCCUUCCAAAGCUACUUUGUACGAUCAUAGAGCCAACCCUGUAUUCGAUUUUGGCACCAAUCCACGAAAUUUUGUCAAAUACAACCCCCAAGGACGUAUCAUUUGCUUCGCUGGAUUCGGUAACUUGAACGGAACAGUCGAUUUCUGGGAUCGAAAGACUUUGAAAAAGAUUUGCACUUUCUCUGCCGCCAACUCGUCUUUCUGCGAGUGGUCACCCGAUGGUCGCUUUUUGUUGACUGCCACCCUUACUCCUCGCCUUCGUGUCGACAAUGGAUUCAAGAUGUGGCAUUAUACUGGAAAUUUGAUCUAUCAUGAGAGCGUUGAAGAGUUAUAUCAGAUCGGAUGGCGACCUGCUGCUGCUACAUCGUAUCCCAUGCGUGCGUUGUCUCCAGCACCUAAGGCUGUCAAGGCCGAGACGAAUGGUGUAGCUGCCAAGCCUGCUGCUCAACCUGCUGGUGCCUACGUACCACCCCACUUGCGUGGUUCUGUCACACCACCAUCCUUCAAGGGUGAUGGCGCAAAGUCCUCCACUCCUCCCCCACGACCAUCCAUUCCUGGCGCUCCUGUUGGAUCAUCACCUAAAUCAGGUGCAAAGAACAACAAGAAAAAGAAGGAUACCCAGAAAGUCGAGGAGGUCAACGGUGCUGCUUCACCAUCAGAUGCAAGUGCUGCUGGCUUGUCCGAGAAAGACAAGAAGGUCAGAAAUCUUGAGAAGAAGCUUAGACAGAUCCGAGAUCUCAAAGAGAGACAGUCAAAGGGUGAUACUUUGGAGGCAACUCAGGUUGCUAAAAUCGCUAAUGAAGCGAGUUUGUUGCGGGAAUUAUCUCAAUUGAAAGUGUAAAAAAAGACUACCUAAAGAACCUCACGUAAAAUUAAAAUUAUAAAAGGGCAAUCUGUUGUUGCAGUUUAUUCCAUCAAAAAGAUGUGAUGAAAAGACCAUGAGCGGACUUACAAAUGAAUGAGAAGCAAAGGUGUAGACGUCAUCG